UUUGAGAAUUGGUUUACAAAGCGACUCAUCCAUUGGGUUCUUCAACACAAACAGCAUCCAGUUUCCUCUUUCUUAAAAUCCCUCUGCAUUAGGAUACAUAGGUAGACGGCAUUGCUUUCAUUCUUUCCAGAACAAAAAAAAACACAAAUUCAUGCAAACUACAAACCAGACAUCUAGGCAAAACUAGAAGAGGAUCCCAAAUCUAACAAUGAGGAUUCCAAACAUAUCGAAGAUCUUUACCGGAGGCCUAUCCUUGUCGGGCACUCGAGCUCCAAUCCGUUCGCCAAAUUGGAGAACAAGAAGCGUAGGCCGCUUGGAAGAAGCGUCGUGGCUUUUGACGGAGGAAGUCCAGAUGGGGGAGCCCUCCUUGGAUAGGUCGACCUCCUUGAGUAAAGCUGAAUUUCAGUCGCACGCUGAUGCCCUCAAAGAGAGGAACGAGGACUUUGAGGCCAAGAGCAAAGACCGCUAUCUUUGGAAAGUACCAUACGAGUGGGACCCUCCAAAUCAUGGCGAUACUGAUCGCUGGUUGAAUGCCCUCCUGUACAAUCCUCCGAAGGAUAUGCAACGCGUGUGGCUAAUAGGAGAUGACAAGAAAGGUGGUUUUUCGCACCCUCUGGAAGACAUUCCGCUUGUGCAGCGCCUUCUUUAUCUCCGCCAAACUGGUUUAGUGCGCCCGUUGAAAUUCCAACUGCUUUAUUUCUUCGAAAGAAUAAAUCAACUAAACCUUGAACGAUCCAACGCAUUACAAGAUGCUUCAAUUGUUGACUUCAUUCUUGCAUUGGCCGCCAUCACUGAGGUCAACCAACGUUCAAAAAAACUACUCCAUCCAAUCUCUGCAAUGAUUGAAGAAUGCAUAUUGAGCGAAUUCAUGCCUGGGUUUGAAAAAAAAAUAACUGAGUCUAAUAGAAUCGAUUUCAAAAAUCUCAUAAGUGUUUUGAGAGAAUUGUGGGAUGAUCGUAGAAGGGAGACCUAGUGAAAUAAAUUUAUCAUAUAUCGUUGUCACUGUGUAGGCUUGCCACGUGCAAUUACCCGCUAAAAACAUCAUGUCUCAUAGAAGUGUUUUACAUCUUCAAAAUCACUUUAGUGCACAGUAGAAGUGGAAUGUCGCAUCAUGUCAAAAAUUUAGUUGUUUUUAUUGAAUUGCCCCUUUAAAAAUGAAUUAGUUAUGAGAACCCCAAAAAUUGAAAUAACAGCCCCUUGAUUUUG
Molecule: messenger RNA, 1206 nt
Organism: Puccinia graminis f. sp. tritici CRL 75-36-700-3
Lineage: Eukaryota; Fungi; Basidiomycota; Pucciniomycetes; Pucciniales; Pucciniaceae
Exons: 5
Coding region: 209-973 (254 amino acids)
Source: RefSeq, a predicted model, not a curated record